This is a messenger RNA of Monopterus albus (swamp eel), 2320 nucleotides long. RefSeq names its product harmonin-like. Bases 220 to 1635 code for a protein of 471 amino acids. The transcript is spliced from 7 exons. Lineage: Eukaryota; Metazoa; Chordata; Actinopteri; Synbranchiformes; Synbranchidae. The record is from RefSeq and is a predicted model, not a curated record.
ACCAAAAUCCUGCUGUUAAAACAUUAUUUUUGCAUCACUUACAUGAUGUGCAGUAUCUUGCAUCAGUUGGUUUUCAAGAGUUCGUAAAUCAAACAGACUCAGUCAUUUUUCUCUUUGUUGUGGCUCUUCAGUGUGAUGGCCUGCUUUUUUUGCAUAUGGAAACACUGAUUGGAGUUUAUUGAAUCUUUGAUUUUCAUUUAACAUCCUUGUGAAAACAACAUGUGUUCAUCUCUAUCCUUAGCAUUUGGCUGGUUUUAUCGAUAUGAGGGGAAACUACCUUCGUUCCGCAAGAAAGGAGAAAAGAAGAAGAAAAAGAAGAAAAUGUCCAACACGGAUACACUGCAGGAGCAGAAAAAGAACAAGAAGGAGAUGGAGUUUGAGCUGAAACUCGCCAAGGAGAAAGAAGAGAUGUAUGAGCGAGAGAAGCAGUUGAAGAUUAGUAGGCUCGUUCAGGAGGUUUCUGAGACAGAGCGAGAGGACCUAGAGGAGUCUGAGAAAGUGCAACAUUGGGUGGAGCGUCUUUGUCAGACUCGCUUGGAGCAGAUCUCCUGUGUAGAGAAUGAAACCCCAGAGUUCUCCCCGCCACAUUCUCCGGCUUCCGAGCCCAAGGUGAAGCGUUUCCCUGGCGGUCUUCACCUGGCCACCACUGACCUGGAUGACAUCAACCUGGAUGAUGUGGAUCAGAGCCUGAGGGGCCCUCUGAGGAGACUGGCCCCCACCCAACCCAGCACUAGCCAGCCUCCCCCUCCCUUGCCUCUCCCGCCGUCCUCACCCAGGCUGAACCCUACCAUCCCCAACUACUCCCCUCCUUCCUCUCGACCCUCUCCAAAACGCCUGCCUCCAUCUCCACCCAUUGGUAGGAGACCUCCCUCUACCCCAUCUACUUUGACCAACAAGGGGCGCAGGCUUCGCCCACAAGCUCACCCUCCUCCUCUUCGCCAAUCUCCUCGCCCACCUUCCCACCACCCUCUUUCAUUUCUUUCACCACGGCCUCCAUCCUCCCCUCGACCUGCUCCACAGCCUCCUCCACCGCCACCCCCUCCUCCUCCACCGCCUCCCCCUCCGCCCCCUCCUCCCCUGCCUCCACAACACCCUGAAGAACGAGUAGGAACCCUCAGUGGGUACCGCCAGCAUCAUCACCAUUAUCCCCAAUACCCUCCCAGUCCUUCAGAACGCAGAAGCGAGUGGGAGGUGGGCAGCUAUCUUCCAAGAGGAGGGAUUUACUCAUCUAACACCAGUGAAAUGUCCUAUCCCUCUAGUCCCGAGGUAAGGAGAAACACCUCCCAUGCCAGUCGUGUUUCCACCUCAAGCACUCACUUGCAACUAGCUCCCAGUCCCCCCAAUCAGAGGCGUCAGAUUGCCCCUGUCAUGUCAAAGCCCGUCAUGCUGCCCCAGUCCCAGAGUCACCGACCAGAUCCUCACAGGCCUGCACUCCGUUCUGAUGUCCUGCCUGCAGAAAUGCUGAAACGAAUGGUGCCUUUCAACUCGUCUUUCAAAUCAAACAGCAAACGACAAGUACUCCUUUAUCAACACCUCGCUUUAUUUAUUUAUUUAUUUAUUUAUUUUAGUUUUACUCUGGAGUGCUUUUGUCCACUUCCUCUCCCUACACAUUUUCUAUCCAUGCUAACACAUUAAGUUUCCUCAUGGUUCACUGGAGACUCAUUGAUGUCUCUUCUUAUUCUUCAUUUUGUCAUCUCUGCUGCAUAACUGCCUUGUGGUUUAUGCAUGACUGUACUUUCAUUGAUUUGAAGCAUACAGUACUACCGUGAGGUGUUGAAAUGCAUGUCAGUUCUGUGGGCUUGCUGCAGUGAUUAGGUUUGGUCUGUAGUGGCAACAGAAGGUUUGUACAUCAGGGACUGUCCUAUAAAGACCCAUUGAAGACUCCAGAUGGUUGUCAUCCGUCUCUCUAGAUGGGCUGCUGCAGGGUGCGUUAGUAAAAGGAAGGAUGGUGGUGGAAGUUGUGAAGGUUUGAUUUACCUUCACUUUACUUGGAAGCAGAAAACAUCAGUCUCAUUAGGAUGAUCUGUUAUUCCACCUGCCACAUUACUUAGAUUGUAUGGUCUAAUUUCAGCUUGUCUCCAGUCAUAGCAAAUAAAAUCAUGUAUGAUAAAUGAGUUCAUUUUUUAUGUCCCAUGUAGAGCUUCUUUGCCAAACAGGAAAUGAAUAGUUGGAUUAAUGUGUGGGAGAGAAAUGGCUCUGUGAGUCAUCAUACUGUUGCUGCCUGAUUGCCUUUCUUUAAUAGCUUUCUCAUUCUUUCCCUGUACCAUGGCAUUAAAUAGCUGUAAACAUUGGUAGGAAUUAUUUUAUGUAUGUGUGUGUG